Musca vetustissima is the source of this 2500-nucleotide messenger RNA. It is a transcript of the gene ome, whose product is annotated as venom dipeptidyl peptidase 4. The record is from RefSeq and is a predicted model, not a curated record. The transcript has 11 exons. Gene Ontology annotation, molecular function: dipeptidyl-peptidase activity; serine-type peptidase activity. Gene Ontology annotation, biological process: proteolysis. The coding region runs from base 1 to 2499 and encodes 832 amino acids. Lineage: Eukaryota; Metazoa; Arthropoda; Insecta; Diptera; Muscidae.
AUGACUUCCAACGAUGCAACGGCCAACAUGGAAUUGGGCAAAGUGCCAGACACCGUAAAUAAUUCGUCGAACGUAGAUGGAGCCCAACCAGAGAGCCUUGUCUCAUCGCCACAAAAAUUACGAAAAAUUCGUAUAAUCGUUGUGUGCGGUAUCAUUGUUGCUGCUCUACUGGCAACGGCCAUCUAUUUCAUUGCGACCGCCGGCGAGGAUUCCGCAUCAGGUGAUGGCAAUGGCAGUGGUGGUGGUGGUGGUUCGGGCGGUUCGAAUGCCAUCCACUUGGAAGAUAUCUUACAGGGUAAGCUGUUAUCGCGUUCCUUCAACGGCAGUUGGUCGACAGGCAGGAAUAUCAUCUACAAAGAGAAUCAUAAUUUUCAAAAUUUACAGGCUAUCGUCGAACUGAAUGUCAAGACGAAAACGAAGACGACAUUGAUGAUGGAUGAACUUCAACAAUAUGUUCUCUUUGAGAAAUCAGCUGAUGGCACCCUCCUCCUGCUGGCCAAAAACUACAAGAAGAAUUUCCGUCACAGUUAUGAAGCCGAAUAUGACAUUUACAACAUCAGCAGCGGUCAAAUACAACCUCUGCUCAUUCAAAAUCAAGUCCAUCCUCUAAUCUUGGUACAAUGGGCUCCCGUUGGCACUGGUCUCGUCAUUAACUUCCAACGUAAUUUGUACUAUAAACCCACAGCAUUUGCUCAAGAAAUUGCCCUUACCGAUGACACCAAUUUAGCCAUACUGAACGGCAUUCCCGAUUGGGUCUACGAAGAAGAGGUGUUCGCCUCGAACUCAGCCGUCUGGUUCAGUCCCGAUGGCAGUAAACUGGCCUUCAUCCAAUUCGAUGAUAGUCCAACGCCUGUCAUUAACUUCCCCAUUUACGGUGAAGCUGGUGAUAUACGUUUCCAAUAUCCCUAUAAUCGUUUGGUGGCCUAUCCGAAGGCGGGUUCACCAAAUCCCCGUGUCAAGCUGUUCACAUCGGAUUUAGCAAGCGCUGCUGCUGGUAAUACAGACCACUUGACUGAAAUCCCAAGGCCCAGUGCAUUGAAUACAGAAAGUGAUUAUAUUAUCACAGUAGUCGAUUGGCUAAAUAACACGAAUGUGUUAUCGGUGUGGAUGAAUCGGAUUCAGAAUUCGGCGCAUGUGCAGAUCUUCAAUGGGCUGAGAAGGCAAGAGAUCUUCAGUUUGGAAUCGAAAACCGGUUGGGUUGAUUUCUUUGCUGCCCCCUUCAAAAAUCGUGAUGGUUCUCGUAUUGCCCUCAUUCUGCCUCAAUCUCAAGGUGAUGCCGGAGAUUAUCGUCAUUUGUGUCUGCUAUCCACCUCCUCGGGUAAUAAUAAACCGGAAGCGAUUACCAAGGGUAAAUUUGUUGUGACCUCAAUUCUGCAUUGGGACAGUGCUAGUGAUGUGAUCUUUUAUACCGCCAACACCGAACAAAAUCCCGAAUAUUUGCAUGUCUAUGCGAUCCGUGCGGCAACGGGACAAACUGCCAAAUGUUUAACCUGUAAAUUGCAUACAUCGAAUGGUGUCGAACAAACCUAUUAUAGUGCCGAUUUUAAUGCCAUCAAUCAAGUGGUAAUUACCUCCAUGGGACCAAGCAUACCAAUUACCUCAGUCUAUGAAUGGAAUUAUUCGGGAAAUCAAGUCCAUCUCAGCAAAUUAAUGGAUUGGGAAACCAAUGACAAUCUGCGCCGCAAACUGGAAGGUACCGCUAUGCCCACCAUCGAAAUUGAAACCGUUCGCAUGUCAAAUAAUUUCACCGCCAAGGUUCUGAUGCAGCUACCUCCAAAUAUGGAUCGCAGCGGCAAAACAAAAUAUCCCAUGUUGGUGGAUGUCUAUGGUGGUCCCGAUUCCUAUUCGGUUGUGAACAAAUGGAUCUUGGACUGGGGCACUUAUCUCUCCUCAAAUCAAUCUGUGAUUUAUGUUAAAAUCGAUGGACGCGGUUCGGGGCUACGGGGUGAGAAGCUGCUACAUUCCGUAUAUCUGAAAUUGGGUACUGUGGAAAUUGCCGAUCAAAUUGAGGUGGCCCAAUAUUUACAACAAAAACAUCCCUUCAUCGAUGCCGAACAUUCCGGCAUUUGGGGCUGGAGUUAUGGUGGCUAUGCCGCCGCCAUGGCCUUGGCCACUGAUAACAAAAAUGUCUUCCGUUGUGCUGCCUCAAUUGCCCCAGUUACCGAUUGGGCCUAUUAUGAUUCCAUUUACACCGAACGUUACAUGAGCCUACCCACACUCAAUGAAAUCGGUUAUACUGCGUCGCGACUCAGCACCAAGGCGACAAAUCUGAAGGGCAAGAAAUUCCUUUUGGUCCAUGGUACCCUCGAUGAUAAUGUCCAUUAUCAACAGGCCAUGAUAUUGGCGAAGAAUUUGGAGCGACAUGAUAUUUUGUUCAAACAAAUUAGCUAUCCCGAUGAAGAUCAUGCUUUAGCCGGUGUUAGACCUCAUUUAUAUCAUUCAUUGGAUCGUUUCUUUGGCGAAUGUUUUGCCCAAAAGCGUAUGGUCUAUAGAAAAUAAA